GAUGUAGCCGAUCAACGUCCGCUAUCGAGUGAACGAGAUCGCGAUAUCACGGCGGGAGAUGCGACGGUGGACCAUUCGCGGAGAAUAAACGCGAGAUCGGGAAUCGUUCUCGGCCGACGUGCACCUGGUGUCAUCGGUAUGCCGACGGACAUCGUGGCGUCGUCGGCCUCGGCCUCGGCCUCGGCCACGGUCUCGGAGGAGACGAGCCGAGGUCGGGACCCGGGCCUUGGUCCUUCCUCGAGGUCGGCCGGCUCCACAGCGGGCUCGUCGUCGUCGGGUUCAGCGGCACAGUCGACCUCCAGAGGCUUCGACCCAUCUAGCGCCCUGGCCGCCUAUCACCAUCAUCGCCACAGCCUGGUGGCCGGUCUGGGUCAUCCUCAUCAUCGCGAGUCGUCCGCGUUCGUGCCCGUGGUGCCGUCGCGGUUGCACCUGGCGCCGUACCCCGGCGAAAUGCAUCCCCACCUGACCGGCCCGCCCCCGUCCUCGUCGUCGACGCCGAACUCGGAACACGAGGUCGGCUCGGAGACCUCGGUGGCCAGAAAGUCCUCCUCCAGUUACGAGAUCAUGGCCAUGAUGGCGGACAAGAGGAAAGAGCUGGCUGCGCGAGCCCUGCUACUUCCACCGCCGCCCCUCCUGGAGCCACCCCCUGGCUACCCGGUAUUCGCGGGACCGUUCCCCGCUGGCUCGGCGCUCUACCCGCCGGGCGGACCCCUGGCGCACCAGCACCUGGACAGAAGGCUGCUGAGAGCGCCAGGAAGAGCGUCCAGGCCCAAGAAGCAAUUCAUCUGCAAGUUCUGUAACCGUCAGUUCACGAAAUCCUACAAUCUCUUGAUACACGAGAGAACCCACACGGACGAGCGACCGUACUCCUGCGACAUCUGCGGAAAGGCUUUCAGAAGGCAGGAUCACCUGAGGGACCACAGGUACAUCCACAGCAAAGAGAAGCCGUUCAAGUGCGGCGAGUGCGGCAAGGGUUUCUGCCAGAGCCGCACCCUGGCGGUGCACAAGAUCCUGCACAUGGAGGAGUCGCCCCACAAGUGUCCCGUGUGCGCCAGGAGCUUCAACCAGCGCAGCAACCUCAAGACGCACCUGCUCACACACACGGACCACAAGCCGUACGAGUGCACGUCAUGCGGCAAGGUGUUCCGCAGAAACUGCGACCUGAGGAGGCACGCGCUGACCCACGCGGUGGGCGACGUGCCCCCGGAGGCGCUCGAGGAAGCCCUCAGGGACGACGACAGCCCGGAGGAGGACGGUCCGGAGUCCUCGUCGACCUCUACGUCCACGUCCGUGUCCGUGUCCACGUCUGUCAAUUCCUCCCUCUCGACCGCCCCCACGGCGAACGCGUCGUACGCGCCGCAAGGAUCCUCGUCGCAACCGCAACAACCCAACCCAGCUGGAUCGUCCUCUCUGCCGCAGAGACCGCAGCUGCAGAUCAGAAGAGACUUGUUGCCCGCCGCGAAACCAUCCACGGUGACCAGCGCCGCGAUCGGGGGUCACACGGUCCCCCAGAACCCGCCACCCGCCCACCCAACGCCGCCGUCGUUGAUCCUGACGUCGUACAGACGAAGAAUCGGCUCGCCGGGACCCUCGAGGGUGCUCCUCGAGCUGCAGGAACGCGAGAGGGAACGCGAGAGGGAACGCGAAAUCGAGCAGAACAGGGAGAGGGAACGCGACAGGGACGAGGAGGUGGUGUCGCGUCCACCCAGGGCGCCCACCCCCCAGCCACCGCCGCCGCCCAGGCCAGCACCGGCCAGGCAAGGAUUCACCAUCGCCGACAUCAUGCGACGAUAGGGAAUACCAAAAUACCGCUCUGAUCGUCAGUCGACCUGGGAGGGACUCGUGCUGCACGUUUGCUUGCUUUCGUCCGAGCGGUUAGGUUUGCUAUGGACGACGAGAAGGGCUUCCUGGGAGGGGAGGAGUCCAGGUAGUUAGGAGGGCUCUUUCGGAUUAUCGAUUCUACAAAUCGAGAGGUUUUAUUCGAAAUUGGGCUUCCACGUACGAGUUAUAUUCGUGAAUUCGAAGAAUAAUUUUGUUUAUAUGAAUGAUCGAAGAAGAUUGAACGUCUCGAGAAUGCAAGCCCCUGUCCAGGGGACGGUCGAUAGUCUGAAAGGGUUCUUGGAUCAGGAACAUGCUAUCGAGUCGAGAUCGAGGUGGUGAAAAGGAUCUAGAUUCGAGACGUGGUCGAUGUACGCGCAUAUUCCCAUUGGUCUGUGCCUUUUCUCGAACUUUUGUUCGAGAGCCACUGGUGUAGUCUGGUCCAGAGAGCACAAAUUUAGAUUUCGUUUAAAAGAAAACUUUGCAUACAUAUUUACAACUAUGUCAAACAUCAAUGAUUGUUCAUUUUUGAGUUAUAUUGUAUCGGAGAACGUCAGAGAAGCAUUGAUGAAGCUUGUGGCUUCUUGGGUUCUUUUAGUCGGUUUGAUCAUUUUCCAAAUGUAACUUUUAUGUUUUAUACAUACAUCGUAUCAUUCGAUAGUUUUAAUUUGCUUUUACAAUGUAUUUGUAAUUAAAGAAUACAAGUCUUUAUUUUGCAACAACAAUAGAACCUUCUAUCGAGGGAUAUAUGUAUACAAAGUUUCGACCAAUUAAAUCUUUAAAUAUCGUAGACAACAGUUUGGAAAAUAUUGUUGUAAAAAACCUGAUCUAAAGUUUGACUCACGAUUUGAUAAUGUACAGAGCAUGUAAUUCCAUUUUGUCGACUCGAAUCUAACCCAAACUUGCUCUAAAGUUUGACGUACGAUUUGAAAAUGUACAAAACAGCUUUAUUUUCAAGAAAAUGCAAAAGGAAGUUUUUCCCCAGUGUUCAAGACCAGACUACCUGAAGUGCGUGUCAGGGAUUUAGGCGCCGCGAUAUCUGCACGAUGAUCGAUGAAUUUGUUGAAAAGCUUGUUGUACUGAACGUGGUCGAUGCGUAGCUAAGUGUGUACAGUAACCUUCUACGAGCUACCUGGAUUUGUAAAAACUUUGGGUGAGAUUGUGGACUUAUGCUUAUUUAGAUUCUUAGCCUCGCGUGUCGGAGAGCAUCGGUGACGGACAAAAAAAAAAGUGCCAAAAUGGUGAGAAACGUUUACACCGCGGUAGGAAUAUUGUCACGAGUAUCGAACGACACG
Molecule: messenger RNA, 3113 nt
Organism: Colletes gigas
Lineage: Eukaryota; Metazoa; Arthropoda; Insecta; Hymenoptera; Colletidae
Product: protein bowel-like
Exons: 3
Coding region: 139-1794 (551 amino acids)
Biological process (GO): regulation of transcription by RNA polymerase II; embryonic pattern specification; embryo development
Cellular component (GO): nucleus
Molecular function (GO): RNA polymerase II transcription regulatory region sequence-specific DNA binding; DNA-binding transcription factor activity, RNA polymerase II-specific
Source: RefSeq, a predicted model, not a curated record